Messenger RNA from Mollisia scopiformis, 789 nucleotides. RefSeq lists its product as uncharacterized. The transcript has 2 exons. The annotation marks the transcript as partial. The record is from RefSeq and is a predicted model, not a curated record. Lineage: Eukaryota; Fungi; Ascomycota; Leotiomycetes; Helotiales; Mollisiaceae.
UUGAUUAGAGGGGCUUGGGGCAGGAGUUUGUUGGAGUUGGUGGAAAGGAUAGGGAAGGAGAGGGUUUUUGUGCCGUAUAAGGCGGUUUGUGCGGCGGAUUUUGUGGCCAGUUGGAAGUUUUAUGAUACGUUUGCUACGAGGGAUGCGGAGGGGUAUAGUAUUGGUGUCCCGCUGUUCCCGUGGUUUACGGCGGAGGGCGAGGCGGUUACGCGGAAUGAUGUUCUUGCCGGGAAGGAUGCGGUGAGGGUGAAGAGUUGUUGGGGUGGGAUGGUGGCUUUUGAUGGGCGUUAUUUUCAGGGUGGGAAUACGCUGGAGGCGGAAGGGAUUAGUGCUGGUCAGCAUGCGGAGUCGCAGAAUUCGUCGAAAGAGAAGGGGAAGAAGGUUGAUGGGGUAGGGAUUCCGGAGUUGCCGUUGCGCUUCAGGAGUGAGGCAGAGCCGUUUUGGGAUAGUAGUGAAUGCUGCUUGAUCCAUUCCGACAUCAUAUCUCUUCCCUCUUUCCCUCCAUUGGCUUCUUCUUCUACUUUAGCACCAAAAAAGGAAGACGAAUAUGAUACAGGCAUCUACAUGAAUCCCUAUGUCCGGACCGCCUAUUCAGCUUCCGCUCACCGACAUAUCUGGCUCGCGAAACGCUUCGAAAGGCUCUUCUCUCCUCUCCAACGGAUGCUCAAUUAUUUCGCCCGUAUGCCACGCUUCAAUUACAGACGGGCGGAGAAAGAGGGACAAUUAGUCCAAGACAAGUUGUGGAUCUCCGUGCACUCGAAUAUGACGGAGGAACAAAGCAUCGCUUUG